AUGGCAGUGAUUGAGCACGCGAUUGGAGGCGACGCGGAUGAAAAGGCAGCGAGUACGACGACGACAGCGACAGCGACGACGACGACAGCGACAGCGACGACGACGACGGCCGAUCGAGCACGCCGAGGCUCUGGUGGUGGUCUUGAUUACCGGGCUUGGCGUGGUGUGCGGCAUUUGAUUGAUGCGAGUGCGGCGGUAGGAACGAUGUAUGAGGUGCACUUGCGGGUGGCGGACGCGAGCGGCAACGUUGGGAGGACGAGUUUCAACAUGACGGUUGUGGACACUGUGGCGCCUCGGCUUGAGCUGCUGUUUGGAGAGUACCGGCAUGAUGAGGCGAGUGGGACGACGUAUGUUGUGGGGGGAGCGGAGUAUGUUGAGCCCGGAUGGGAGGCGUACGACGACUAUGCCGGGGACGUGAGCGGUCGUGUGAAACAGGCGGUUGUAUUGCGAUCAUCGGACACUGCUACGGCUACGGCUAAGGACACAGCCACGAAGACGGACAUGGACAUGGAUGCGGGCGGUGAUGCAGGCUCUGGUGCGGGGACACGGUGGAUGAUUGUGGCGUACAGCGUGCAGGACGACCACCAGAAUGUGAUGAGGGUGAAUCGUACAGUUGUGUUUGAGGCGGAGCCAUCGGGGCCACCGUCGUCAUCAUCGUCGUCGACGUCAUCUGGCGGAGGGCUUUCGGGUGCGACGCUGGGGGCGAGCGUGGGAGGCAUUCUUAUUGUGGUGGUGGUGUUUAUUUUGUUUGUGGUGUGGCGUCGUCGUCGCGGCGGGGGCGGUGGGCGAGCGGAACUUGGGCUCAAGACGGCGCGGAUGGUGCAUGAGCUGGACGACGGGACGAUGGCGGGAGCUGUGAACCCGAUGUAUGAUGAGGAUGUUGGGUUGUGGCAGCUUGGGGUGGUGCCGAGCGGAGUGACUGAGCAGGAGCUGUAUGGUGAUGUGGAGGCGUUUGACGAACCAGAUGCUCAGAACUCAGACGCUGAGACUGGAACAUCCUCCGGCGUCAAGGCCAAUGUCAUUCUAAACCCUGGCUACCGGGGUCAAAGCUUGUAUCAUCAUUUGGAAGCUUCAACGGAGCCGCGUGGCGCGUACCAGUCGGAGCCCUCUUAUGCCAGCCUUCAGCGUUCGUCAGACUCUCAUGUGCUAGCACCUUUGCAGAACCCAGCCUAUGAAGGUCAUUCCGCUGAGUACUUUGAUCCUCCAGCCGCUGGGACGCCACAAUCCCCUUUUUCAGAGGAGUCCUUGGACGAAGGCGAUGAUUAUCACGCUUUCGAUGAUCCCCACUAUAUCGAAACAGUGUCAAAUCCCGUCGAUGACCCAGUAGAGGACUUCUCGCUCCUGUCGCUCGCGAUCAAUGAUGAGGAGUACCUAGAUGUUGCUUCAAACUAG
Monosiga brevicollis MX1 is the source of this 1392-nucleotide messenger RNA. RefSeq lists its product as uncharacterized. The transcript has a single exon. NCBI's taxonomy places the organism in Eukaryota, Choanoflagellata, Craspedida, Salpingoecidae. Gene Ontology annotation, molecular function: phosphotyrosine residue binding. Bases 1 to 1392 code for a protein of 463 amino acids. The record is from RefSeq and is a predicted model, not a curated record.